Molecule: messenger RNA, 924 nt
Organism: Echinostoma caproni
Lineage: Eukaryota; Metazoa; Platyhelminthes; Trematoda; Plagiorchiida; Echinostomatidae
Source: the annotation of a GenBank genome assembly
UCUUAUUUGCAAAUCGUUUCUUCGUUGCUGGGUCUCAUUACGAUGACGGUUCUGAAGGAGUGCAUCUGUAAUUCGUCGCUCAAUCGUUUUUACUUUCUAGCCAUUUCGGGUUAUCGCCUCACUAACUUGGGGUAUGAUUAUCUGGCUUUGCAUCAGCUGUUCAAGUCCGGCCAAUUGGUCGAUCUUCGAUCAAUGAUUGGUACUGGGAAGGAAUCAGAUACUGCUGGGCUCCCAAGCGAUACUGAAGAUUCGGAUACUCCUGAUAACGCUACUCGGUUGAUCGACCCAGGUACACCGGUCGUUGUUAAAUUUCAUCGACUCGGCCGAACUUCGUUCAGAAAGGUCAAAGAAAAGCGUGAAUAUCAUCAACAUCGCAAUACCUGCUCCUGGUUAUACCUUGAUCGCCUAGCCUCCCAACGCGAGUUCUCCAUGAUGAAGGCUCUGUACGAUCAUGGACUCCCGGUUCCAACACCGCUGGCACACAACCGAAAUGCAGUGGUAAUGUCAUAUGUAUCUGAUUCCCUUCCCAUGGCACGUGUUAUGCCCAGCGUUUUACGGGCUGGUAACGGUGCGGUGGCAAAACACUUGUACAUGCAAGCUCGAGAUGUGUUACAUAAAAUUAGCUCCAUUGGAUUGAUUCAUGGGGACUUCAACGAAUUUAACUUGAUGCUUGUCCUCAUUGACUUUCCUCAAAUGAUCAGUCGAGAUCAUGAAACAGCUGAGAGUUUCUUGCGAGUGCUAUCGUUUGUCACAUUGUUUUUGGUCUUUGUUUAUUUAUUUGCGCGACAUUCGCUUUGUACAACCAUUAAUCGUGCACUUUCGUACGCCGGUUUGGGUUGCUUUGGUUGUCUUUUAGCUGCCCAUUUGGAUGAACAGCAGGAGAAAGACAGGGAGGUUGGAAGUAGAAUCAAAGAGAAAAUUUAA